Spea bombifrons (plains spadefoot toad) is the source of this 1875-nucleotide messenger RNA. It is a transcript of the gene NKX2-2, whose product is annotated as NK2 homeobox 2. The record is from RefSeq and is a predicted model, not a curated record. Gene Ontology annotation, molecular function: RNA polymerase II cis-regulatory region sequence-specific DNA binding; DNA-binding transcription factor activity, RNA polymerase II-specific. Gene Ontology annotation, biological process: regulation of transcription by RNA polymerase II; cell differentiation. The transcript is spliced from 3 exons. The coding region runs from base 425 to 1237 and encodes 270 amino acids. Gene Ontology annotation, cellular component: nucleus. NCBI's taxonomy places the organism in Eukaryota, Metazoa, Chordata, Amphibia, Anura, Pelobatidae.
GUACAGCUCCUGAUAUCAGCAAGUUUCAUCUUUACAUACACUUCUCUUCCCCCUUGGGAGCUGGAAUACCUCCCUAUACCCAGCUGUCUCCUGGUCUCCACUUUUCAUCUGCCACCAGGUUCAUGUGUGGAGAACAAGCUUAUAUGGACUGAUCAGUCCUGAAAUGGCUUAGUUUUUGCAGACAGCAAGCAGAGUAAAUGCUCUUUGGCAUUUUUCCUGGACUUACAAACUAUCUGAGAAGAUCCUCUCUGCUCUUGGGUUUCCCAAUUCCACUCAUCAGCAGUUGCUGCACACAACCAGUCUGCGAUUCAUUGUGUAUUUUCUUCUUGUUUGUGUGGUUUUUUUUUUAUUGCUGUUGUUGCAAAAAAAAAAAAGGAUUGACAAUACUGGUAUCUCAAGUUUGCUGCAGUAAUCUGAGCAUAACAUGUCUUCUUUAACCAAUACAAAGACUGGGUUUUCUGUGAAGGACAUUUUAGAUCUGCCUGACACUAAUGAUGAAGAGGGGUCUAUAGCUGAAGGUGUGGAUGAAGACACAGAAGGAGCUGAACCCCCCAAAAAAUCUUUAGGGCAAAGCCCCUUAGAAACAGUGAAGAACCUACCUUUGAAAAACCCCUUCUACGACAAUAGUGACAACCCUUACACUCGUUGGCUUGCAACUACAGAAAGCAUCCAGUACUCGUUACAUGGGUUUGCAUCCAGCAAUUCCCAGCAGGACUCAUCACCCAAAUCCCCUGAACCUUCGGCUGACGAAUCUCCGGACAAUGAAAAGGAAAGUUCAAGCAACCCAGACUCCGGCAAGAAAAGGAAAAGGAGGGUGCUUUUUUCCAAGGCUCAGACUUAUGAGUUGGAAAGGCGAUUUAGGCAGCAGAGGUACCUGUCAGCACCUGAAAGAGAGCACCUGGCAAGCCUGAUCCGACUCACACCCACCCAGGUGAAGAUCUGGUUCCAGAACCACCGGUACAAGAUGAAGAGGGCAAGGGCAGAGAAAGGUAUGGAAGUUACACCCCUUCCUUCCCCUAGACGGGUGGCAGUGCCUGUCCUAGUCAGGGAUGGUAAACCGUGCCACACGCUCAAAGCUCAGGACUUAGCUGCUACAUUCCCGGCUGGUAUCCCAUUUUCAGCUUAUAGUGCCCAGUCCUUACAGCACAUGCAGUACAAUGCCCAGUACAGCUCUGCCAGUAACCCCCAGUACCCAACAGCACAUCAUUUGGUGCAAACCCAGCAGUGGACUUGGUGAACUUCAUUUACAGACUGAUCUGCUUGGAAAAAAAUGUGGGUGGGGGUACAAAAAAACUUAUAAUUAUUAUUAAUAUUAUUAUUGAUCAUCCUUUUUAAUGGAUGUCAGAUUCAUCUUCAGACACUCUUUUUAUUUUACUGGUACUUCAUGAUAAAUGUUUACACUGUCUGCUUCUUGCCAAGCAGAAAAAAAACUCUAUUCUGCUUAUUGGAUUUUUUUUAUUAUUUUUAUCUUAUUUUUGGUUUUGUAAACUAUGUUUGUGUGCUGUAGAAAUAUUGUCGGUCGUACAUAAAGCAAGUGGUAAACACUUUAAAAUAGAGAAUAUUAUUUCCUUUUUUAAUGAAGUUUUAACUAUUUAUGGCUAUGUAAAAAAAAAUUCUGACAGCUACUAGAAUUUUUUUUGUAAAUAUUUGUGGUUAUUGUUGGCAUCAGUAACCUUCAGGGCGUUUUUUAUGCAAAUAUUUUCCCCAAACCACAAAGCAGAACACAAACAAUUGUCAAAAGUCAUUCUACAUAGAGAUAUACAACUGAUUAUUAUGUAUAAUUUAAAAAAAGGAAAGGAAAGGGAAAAAAGCGCAUCCUUGGGAGAUUUUCAAUUUUUAUAAGAAUUUUAAUAAAAUGAUGUGUUUCAAAAAUAA